AUGGAAACGCCUCCUCUGACCUGGUGUCUGCCCCUCCUCGUCCUCCUUCUUCCUCUGGCCAUACCCCGGCCUUCUGCAGCAGUGAACGACACUUCCACACUCACGUGCUUCUACAACUCAAGAGCCAACAUCUCCUGUGUCUGGAGCCAGCAUGGGGUCCUGCAGGCCACAGGCUGCCAAGUUCAUGCCCAACCCCAUAAGCGGCGGUGGAACGAAACCUGUGAUCUGUUCCCCACGAGGUUCCCGGAGUCCUGGGCUUGUAACCUGAUCCUCGGGCCUCCAAACUCUCAGAGACUGACAGCGGUGGACGUUGUCAACAUAAGCGUGAGGUGCCGCAAAGGGAAGAGGUGGUGGAUAGUGACAAGCCAGGAGUUCAAGCCCUUUGAGAACCUUCGCCUGAUGGCCCCCGACUCCCUCCAAGUUGUCCAUUUAGAGGCUCAUAGGUGCAACGUCACCUGGAUCCUCCCCCAGUUCUCCCACUACAUUGAACGUUAUCUGGAAUUUGAGGUCCGUACACAGCCCCUGGGCCACAGCUGGGAGUCGGCCUCCCUGCUGACCCUCGGGCAGAACCAGCAAUGGAUUUACCUGGAGACACUGGCUCCAGACACCUCCUAUGAGCUUCAGGUGCGGGCCAGGGCCCAUCAAGGCAGCAACACGACCUGGAGCCCCUGGAGCCAGCCGCUGGCCUUUAGGACAAGGCCCGAAGCCCCCGGGAAGACCUCGCCCCUUCCUUGGUUGGGCCACAUGCUCAUAGGCCUCAGUGGUGGAUUUGCCUUCAUCAUCUUAGUCUACCUGCUGGCCAACUGCCGGUACAUCGGGCCGUGGCUGAAGAAGGCUCUGAAGUGUCACAUCCCAGACCCCUCGGAGUUCUUUUCCCAGCUGAGCACAGAGCAUGGAGGAGAUUUCCAGAAGUGGCUCUCCUCGCCUUUCCCCUCAUCCUCCUUCAGCCCCAGCGGUCCAGCGCCCGAGAUCUCCCCUCUGGAGGUGCUGGAGAGGGACACCAAGGCCACACAGCUGCUCCUGCAGUCACAGGACAAAGCGCCCGCGCCCUCACCCAGCAGCCACUCCCACACCAGCUGCUUCACCAACCAGGGCUAUUUCUUCUUCCACCUCCCGGACGCCCUGGAGAUCGAGUCCUGCCAGGUGUACUUCACCUAUGACCCCUGUGCUGAGGAGCCCAGUGAGAGCAGGCCUGGGGCGUCCAUGGAGUCUCCCCUGCCGGCCCUGCCAUCUCUGUCAGGGGAGAACGAUGCCUACUGUACCUUUCCCCCCGGGGAAGACCUGCUGCUCUUCUCCCCUAAUCUUGCUGGCCCGGGCCCCAAAAACACUGCUCUUGGGGGCAGUGGGGCUGGGGAGGAGAGGCUGCCCUCCUCCCCUCAGGGGGGAGUUACUAGAGACUCAGACUCCAGACCUCUGGGGCCUCCUGCCCCAGGAGCACCCAACCCAGUGGCUGUCCAAUCGUUCUUGGAGCAGACUCUGAGAGAAGCUGGAGAGGAAGUUCCUGGCCCUGGCCCGGGUCCUGGGGAGGGGGCCAGUUCCCCCUGGGCCACCCUUCCCAGGCAGGGUCAGGCCAGGGCCCUCACUCCCUGCCUGGCCCCAAACACUGAUGCCUAUGUGUCCCUCCAAGAGCUCCAGGACCAGGACCCAGCUCACUUGGCAUAG
Molecule: messenger RNA, 1662 nt
Organism: Orycteropus afer afer
Lineage: Eukaryota; Metazoa; Chordata; Mammalia; Tubulidentata; Orycteropodidae
Gene: IL2RB
Product: interleukin 2 receptor subunit beta
Exons: 9
Coding region: 1-1662 (553 amino acids)
Biological process (GO): immunoglobulin mediated immune response; cytokine-mediated signaling pathway
Cellular component (GO): membrane; external side of plasma membrane
Molecular function (GO): cytokine receptor activity; protein binding
Source: RefSeq, a predicted model, not a curated record